GGUGUCGCGCGGGGCCACGCCCCCACCUUGGGACAGACCCGGAAGCGGCGACAGCGCCCCUGGGGGAAGAUGGCGCCCUCGGGGCUGAAGGCGGUGGUGGGGGAAAAAAUACUGAGUGGAGUCAUUCGGAGUGUCAAGAAGGAUGGGGAAUGGAAGGUGCUCAUCAUGGACCACCCGAGCAUGCGUAUCUUGUCUUCCUGCUGCAAAAUGUCAGACAUCCUGGCUGAGGGCAUCACCAUUGUUGAAGACAUAAACAAACGGCGAGAACCCAUCCCCAGCCUGGAGGCCAUUUAUUUGCUGAGUCCCACGGAGAAGGCUCAGGCCCAGAAAGUGACCUGCCUUCCCCAGUCAGUUCAGGCCCUGAUCGCAGACUUCCAGGGGACCCCAACUUUCACCUACAAAGCAGCACAUGUCUUCUUCACUGACACCUGCCCUGAUGCCCUGUUCAGUGAGCUGGGACGCUCCCGUCUGGCAAAGGCGGUGAAGACGCUGAAGGAGAUCCACCUUGCCUUUCUGCCCUAUGAGGGUCAGGUGUUCUCCUUGGAUGCCCCGCACAGCACCUACAACCUUUACUGCCCCUUCCGGGCAGGGGAGCGGGCACGGCAGCUCGAGGCACUGGCGCAGCAGAUCGCCACCCUGUGCGCCACGCUGCAGGAGUACCCGGCCAUCCGCUACCGCAAGGGCCCGGAGGACACCGCCCAGCUGGCGCACUCCGUCCUGGCCAAGCUGAACGCCUUCAAGGCGGACACUCCCAGUCUGGGCGAGGGCCCUGAGAAAACCCGCUCCCAGCUACUAAUCAUGGACCGUGCAGCCGACCCCGUGUCCCCACUGCUACAUGAGCUCACGUUCCAGGCCAUGGCCUAUGACCUGCUGGACAUUGAGCAGGACACGUAUAGGUACGAGACCACCGGGUUGAGCGAGGCGCGGGAGAAGGCCGUCCUGCUGGACGAGGAUGACGACCUAUGGGUGGAGCUCCGGCACAUGCACAUCGCAGAUGUGUCCAAAAGGGUCACGGAGCUCCUGAAGACCUUCUGCGAGAGCAAGAGGCUGACCACGGACAAGGCCAACAUCAAAGAUCUGUCUCACAUCCUGAAAAAGAUGCCACAGUACCAAAAGGAGCUGAACAAGUAUUCUACACACCUGCACUUAGCGGAUGACUGCAUGAAGCGCUUCAAGGGCUGCGUGGAGAAGCUGUGCAGUGUGGAGCAGGACCUGGCCAUGGGCUCCGACGCAGAGGGUGAGAAGAUCAAGGACGCCAUGAAGCUGAUCGUUCCGGUGCUGCUGGACGCGGCGGUGCCAGCCUACGACAAGAUCCGGGUCCUGUUGCUCUACAUCAUCCUACGGAAUGGUGUGAGCGAGGAGAACCUGGCCAAGCUGAUCCAGCACGCCAACGUGCAGGCACACAGCAGCCUCAUCCGCAACCUGGAGCAGCUGGGAGGCACUGUCACCAACCCCGGGGGCUCGGGGACCUCCAGCCGGCUAGAGCGACGGGAGCGCACAGAGCCCACCUAUCAGCUGUCACGCUGGACCCCUGUCAUCAAGGAUGUGAUGGAGGAUGCUGUGGAGGACCGGCUGGACAGAAAGCUGUGGCCCUUUGUGUCCGACCCCGCCCCCACGCCUAGCUCCCAGGCCGCCGUCAGUGCCCGCUUUGGCCACUGGCACAAGAACAAGGCGGGCGUCGAGGCCCGGGCGGGGCCCCGACUCAUUGUGUACAUCAUGGGCGGUGUGGCCAUGUCAGAGAUGAGGGCCGCCUACGAGGUGACCAGGGCCACUGAGGGCAAGUGGGAGGUGCUCAUCGGCUCUUCGCACAUCCUCACCCCAACCCGCUUCCUCAGUGACCUGAAGACGCUGGACCAGAAGCUAGAAGACAUUGCCCUGCCCUGACUCUGUCCCUUCCCACUCUGUCCUUUUGCAGAGAAAUAAAUUCUCCCCUCGUCUCUGCCA
Molecule: messenger RNA, 1944 nt
Organism: Lemur catta (Ring-tailed lemur)
Lineage: Eukaryota; Metazoa; Chordata; Mammalia; Primates; Lemuridae
Gene: STXBP2
Product: syntaxin binding protein 2
Exons: 20
Coding region: 70-1884 (604 amino acids)
Biological process (GO): vesicle-mediated transport; intracellular protein transport; neurotransmitter secretion
Cellular component (GO): plasma membrane; secretory granule
Molecular function (GO): syntaxin-3 binding
Source: RefSeq, a predicted model, not a curated record